AUGUUCGAUCUCACCUCUGGUGCCUCUCCUGCCCCGCCGACUACUGCUGACAGCACUGUUCGCUCCCAAUGGGCCACACACGAUGCUGCUGCCCGUCUUGCUGUGCGUCACCACUUACCGACCACUGAGCGUGCGCACUUUAGUCAGUACAAGAGUGCUAAGACCUUGGGUGUUCCCCCUCCCCCCUCUUGCCCUCUGUUGCUUCUGCUGCUGCGGCCGACCUCGUUGGCUUCGAGUCGCUCGGAGCUGCGUCUGCCCCUAGCGGGAGACGCCGCACCGGUAGGGGCAAGGGGGGCAAGGGCGUUGGAGGGGCUGGCGGGGGCGGUGGAGUUGGUGGUGGAGGCAGUGGAGGGGGUGCGGGUGGUGGUGGGAGUGGUGGCGGGGGUGGAGGUGUUGGUGGCAGCAGUGGAGGCGGCGGCGGUGGCGGAGGGAGCGGAGGCGGCGGAGGUGGCAGAGGCGGCGGAGGUGGCGGAGGCGGCGGCGGCAGCGGUGGAGCUGGUCGCGGCUCUGCGCAGAGGAGUGGUUCCGGUGGUGGUCCGCGCCAGCAGCAGCAGCGCAGUCGUGAGACCCUGUCCCCCCAGCAGCUUCGUGAGUGGUACGCUGGGCGUCAGCGAGGUGGGGGUACUGGUCCCUGCACCUACAUCCUCCGUACCGGCGACCGCGCUGGUGAGCAGUGCGGGGGCCCGCACUCCACCCAGCGCUGCUUCGGCCGCCUGA
Closterium sp. NIES-65 is the source of this 717-nucleotide messenger RNA. The record is from the annotation of a GenBank genome assembly. NCBI's taxonomy places the organism in Eukaryota, Viridiplantae, Streptophyta, Zygnematophyceae, Desmidiales, Closteriaceae.